GAUUUUCUUUUCUGGAAGUUCUGUUAGUUUGAUUAUUAUAAUAUAAUUAUAUUAUAUAAAAAUGUUGGGCAGUCAACCAAUAAUAGUUUUGAACCAAAACACAAAACGUGAUUCCGGCCGAAAGGUUCAAUUGGAAAAUAUUAACGCUGGGAAGACGAUAGCAGACGUUAUUCGAACAUGCCUCGGACCCCAAGCAAUGUUAAAAAUGUUGAUGGAUCCUAUGGGUGGCAUUGUCAUGACAAAUGACGGUAACGCUAUACUUAGAGAGAUCACUGUACAGCAUCCAGCGGCUAAAUUUAUGAUAGAAAUCGCAAGAACUCAAGAUGAAGAGGUAGGAGAUGGCACAACAUCAGUAAUAGUACUUGCAGGAGAGAUGUUAGCCGUUGCUGAGCCUUUUCUAGCACAGAACAUCCAUCCAACAGUCAUAAUCAGAGAGUAUCGACAGGCCUUAGAGGAUGCUGUUAAGUUGCUACAGGAGAAAAUCUCUAUCCCAAUUGAUCUUACUGAUAGAGAAAAGCUUAAAGAAGUCAUUCGUUCAUGUGUCGGUACUAAAUAUAUUGGUCGCUGGGCAGACUUAGCUGUAGAUAUUGCUCUUGAUGCUGUUAACACAGUAACUAUUAAUGAAAACGGACGAGUGGAGGUAGACAUUAAAAACUACGCUAAAGUAGAGAAAAUUCCCGGAGGCACAGUAGAAGAAUCGAAGGUAUUGAACGGUGUGAUGAUCAACAAAGACGUCACUCAUCCUAAAAUGAGACGUUUCAUUGAGAACCCUCGCAUCAUACUGCUGGACUGCCCUCUUGAGUACAAGAAAGGAGAGAGUCAGACGAACAUUGAGAUUGUUGGGGAGCAGGACUUCACAAAACUGCUUCAAUUAGAAGAAGAGCAUGUCCAACGUCAAUGUGAAGAUAUAAUUGCUUUGAAGCCUGAUAUCGUAUUCACGGAGAAGGGUGUAUCAGAUUUAGCUCAGCAUUAUCUAGUAAAAGCUGGUAUUACUGCUAUUCGCAGCGCGCCCUACCGCGCCGUGGCCUCCGCGCUCGAAAUAAUUCCGCGUACACUGGCUCAAAAUUGCGGUGCGAAUACAAUCCGUACUCUAACCGCUUUACGUGCAAAACACGCCACCGGACUUACUACAGCGGGUAUCGAUGGGGAGACCGGUGAAAUUGUUGAUAUGGCUGUUAAGGGCAUCUGGGAACCACUGGCUGUUAAACUACAGGUAUACAAAACAGCUGUAGAGACAGCGAUCCUAUUGCUAAGAAUCGACGAUAUCGUGUCCGGUUCAAAGAAAAAGAACAAUGAACCUAACGCACCGGCAGAGGCAGCCGCUAUGCAAGAAUAAAUUAAUAAAUAUUCAUAACUUUGAUUGUAAUCGACAUAUUACUAUGAUAACAUGUUCUGAGAGCAGUGACAGUUGCAUGUAGUUCUACUGUUGAAGAUUACUUUGCUUAUUUUAUAAAUGAUCACUAUACUUUCGUGUACUAUGUAUUUUUAUUUUAUAUCUCUUAAAUAAAAUUAAUUUAUUCGUAAAAAUAUUCAUUGAACUAAAGUAAUAUCCAUGUAAUGUCAUUUGUGUUUUAUUACAAUUUAUUUCGUUAAUAUGUUUAAGAUAAUUAUAAAGUACUGUCUCAUUAUUGGUCUCGGUUUCUGUUUUAUUCAAAGUACAAUGUGGUGCAAUUAUGUAAAUAAGGUAAAGUUUCUAACAUUUUCAGUAUAGUACAUGAGCUGUUAAUCAAAGAAUAGGGUUAUUAUAAUAAUUUGUAAUUUUUAACACAUUAACGAGGGCCUCGAGUGUUGUUUGCGUUAGAUUGUACGCUAGGUAUGAAUGAGUCCAAUAAAUAUUUACACAGUGUUAAUUUAACAGGGAAGGGAA
Messenger RNA from Melitaea cinxia (Glanville fritillary), 1867 nucleotides. RefSeq names its product T-complex protein 1 subunit gamma (gene CCT3). Gene Ontology annotation, cellular component: chaperonin-containing T-complex. The record is from RefSeq and is a predicted model, not a curated record. Gene Ontology annotation, molecular function: ATP binding; ATP-dependent protein folding chaperone; ATP hydrolysis activity. Gene Ontology annotation, biological process: protein folding. Lineage: Eukaryota; Metazoa; Arthropoda; Insecta; Lepidoptera; Nymphalidae. The transcript is spliced from 10 exons. Bases 62 to 1336 code for a protein of 424 amino acids.